UUCAUCAGCUGUUGAUGUUCACUAUAUAUCGUCGUUGCUCGGGUUCUACUUUCUGGUUCUGGAUUUUACUCGGACAAAGCAGGAUGAUGAUCCCAUAAUUAUACUUUCUCGAUUUAUUUAGGGAGUGACAUUUUAACGUUUAUGAACGACUGGCUUUGCUAAUAUUUUUCGAUAUAAACAUGGAAAGGAAGAAACCGGGACGGAGGCCUGCUUCCCCAGCGACGAGGAAGGCUCGCGCGGUAGCAUCACAAGCUAGGUAUCUGAGGAACAGUAUGUCACCGGAGGGUGGCCCCGGGUGGCGUUCUUUCAAGGUCCGGACUGAGACGUUCAACAAGUGGCGCACGGCACAACACGAGAUGAAGUUGACCCACACUGACUUUGCUGAUCAUCUUCUUCAAAUAUUCCUGCCAAUGAAGAAGAGUGUGUGUGUAGAUCAAUCAACUCAAACUAUGCCUGAUGUAUACAGCUGUAGUCAUUGUGGAAGCUUUCCACCUACCAAACCCAUGUCACCUUUAACAAGGAUACAACCUAGCGGCCCACAACAUGUUAGACCUAGUAUGACUCCACAGGCAUUUAACAGUCUAAUGCUGAUUGGUUCAAACUUGCAGGCAGCACAGCCUUUGCAUGGAAACCUUACAGGAUCUUCUCAGCUCCCAGCAAGAUGUGUCGUGCAGGUUCCAGGCCAGGGCCUUCUGACUGGCCAAGAUAUUCCUGGAUCAACUCAUGUGGUGAAGAUGGAACCUGUUGAAUCCAUGGAAGGCUUUGAGCAGUUGCCUAAUCAAGAGUUCAGUCAGGCAAAGUGCAUUGAUGAAAAAGAUAACACAGAGGAUUACAUCUAUGAUGAUGGUAGUAGGACAUUGGACGAUGGGAAAGAAUUCCAUCCUGACAAAAAGCUGUCGAGAGUGACAGAUCGUCCGGUCACAGUCUUUGUGAAAGAAGAAGUUAUGUCAGACCCGGAGCAUUCAAACUCUGUGCAUUCAGAUGAAGAGUCGUUCUUUGAUCCAAUGCGAGACCAAGAAUUUGGAUCUGAUAGCAAGCUCGAGCAUUCUGAAACAGGGUGGUAUGAAGAGGAGGAAGAGGAGAAGGACAAGGAAGAGGAAGAGGACAAUAUGGAAGACGAGGAGCAGGAUGAAGAGGAUGAUAUGGAAGAUGAUGAGGAAAUAGACUAUGAAGAACAAGAGCUUUUGGACCCUACUUAUGACCCUUCAGCCAGUAUGCCCCAACAUUCGUCAAAGAACGGCAAGGAUAUACCAGGAUCCAGCAGGGCUAAGUCUUCCAAGUGUCUUGGUGACCAGGACAGCCUUGAGAGUGAUGACAGCUUUGAAUAUGGAGGAGAUAGUGAUGAAGACGUUGAGGGUGAACCUGCUAAGAAAAGAAAAAAACACCAGAGCAAAAACCGCAAACCAGCCUUUAAGUUUCCAGAAGCAUGCCCGAUAUGUUCUGAGGCCUGGAAAGAGAAAGAGAAAAUUAUGCGCCAUUUACAGAAACACAUCCCGAUUGAUAAGGGUCCAGAAGCAAUCAAGGAUGCCGUCCAAUCAAUCAAAAGCAAAUUUGAAAAGGAGCACAAUUUUGACAUGGGAUGGUGUGGGGAGUGCAAAAAAUUGCUCUUGCGCUUUAGAACACACCUUAACAGAUGCCACAACAAGAAUCCUAGAUAUGGUGUACUGUGUCAGCAGUGCGGUAAAAUGAUCAAAAGUUGUAAUAUCAAAAUGCAUGAAAUCUCACACCUAGUUAUCAAGGAAAGCGAUUACGUCCAAUGUCCAGAGUGCCCCUCAAGGUUUAAGCACCAGGAAUACCUCAAGGGUCAUAUUACUGAUGCCCACAGCAAUAAAAUUAAGAGUACGCAGUGCCCGACCUGUGGCAAGAUCAUGAAAAAUCGGGAACAUCUCAGGCGACAUUUAUUGAUCCACAGUGGACUUAAGCCUUAUCCAUGCUCAGUGUGCGACAAGUCGUUCACGCAGAGUAGCAAUCUCAAGGCACAUAUGCGGCAGCAUACAGGAGAUAAGCCGUAUGUUUGUGAGUUGUGUGAGAUGGCGUUUACCAAUAAGGUCACCUUAAAGAACCACAAGAAGAAACUGCAUGGUAUUGACUGGUGGAAAGAGAGAGAAUCAUUGAAAAAGGAAGAUCCAGAGAGAAAUAAAAGUGAUGGCUCUGAAUAGAGAAAACAAAUGAUCUGAUUUGUUGAUAUAUGCCUAGGAACAUGCUAGACAAACAAUACUGCGAAAAGACGCACCUCUGCUUUAAUUACCAAAAAAAAUGAUUGCUAAUGUUGAUCGACAGUUAUAUAUACAUGUUAAUCUAUGUCACUGUGAAAUAACUGUUAAAGCAGGGUAGCACGCUCACUCUUUCACAAGCUGUCUGUAUUGAAAUGUUAAGGUUUGUGUGCAUCUAGGGCUAGGCUCCCUGCUAUGAUUUAAACAUCGGGGAGUGGAGUUCAAGUUUAGGGGCUCAUGUGCUCUGGAUGUCUCCGUUACGAAGUAGCCGUAGGUAUUAUGUUUUGUGGUCUUCCGUCCGUCCCGUAAUCUCGAGAACCGAUUGAUGGAUUCCUGUCAAACUUAGGUCCUGUAUGUAUUGUGCAGAACCAAUGAACUGAUUAGAUUUUGGAGUCACAAGGUCAAAGGUCACAGGGCUCAUUAUGGAUGCAAAAAUAGCUCAUGAUCGAUGGACAGAUUACC
This is a messenger RNA of Strongylocentrotus purpuratus (purple sea urchin), 2675 nucleotides long. RefSeq names its product zinc finger protein 652-B. Gene Ontology annotation, cellular component: nucleus; chromosome. NCBI's taxonomy places the organism in Eukaryota, Metazoa, Echinodermata, Echinoidea, Camarodonta, Strongylocentrotidae. The transcript has 4 exons. Bases 180 to 2159 code for a protein of 659 amino acids. Gene Ontology annotation, biological process: regulation of transcription by RNA polymerase II. The record is from RefSeq and is a predicted model, not a curated record. Gene Ontology annotation, molecular function: chromatin insulator sequence binding.